GACCCGCGUCUGUCUGGGCGUUGCGGGAUUGGGGCCUGGGAUCGCUCGGUCCCGGGCAGUUAAGAACCCCGUGACGGGGCGGAGCGGCGCCAGCCCAGUCCUGAGGCCUGCUACCCGGCAGGCUCUGUGCGCCCCGCGAAGGUCUUCGGCCACCAGCAGCGACCGCGGAGGGACGGCGGGCAACCCCGGGCAUGUACGCCCCUGGAGGCGCAGGGCUGCCCGGCGGGCGCCGGCGGAGGAGCCCGGGAGGCAGCGCUCUGCCCAAGCAGCCGGAGCGCAGCCUGGCCUCGGCCCUGCCUGGCGCCCUGUCCAUUACGGCGCUGUGCACCGCCCUCGCCGAGCCGGCCUGGUUGCACAUCCACGGAGGCACCUGUUCCCGCCAGGAGCUGGGAGUCUCGGACGUGCUGGGCUACGUGCACCCGGACCUGCUGAAAGAGUUCUGCAUGAAUCCCCAGACAGUGCUGCUCCUGCGGGUCAUUGCUGCCUUCUGCUUCCUGGGCAUCCUGUGUAGUCUCUCCGCAUUCCUUCUUGAUGUCUUUGGGCCCAAGCAUCCAGCCCUGAAGAUCACCCGUCGCUAUGCCUUCGCCCAUAUCCUCACUGUCCUGCAGUGUGCCACCGUCAUCGGCUUUUCUUAUUGGGCUUCUGAACUCAUCCUGGCCCAGCAGCAGCAACAUAAGAAGUACCAUGGCUCCCAGGUCUAUGUCACUUUUGCUGUUAGCUUCUACCUGGUGGCGGGAGCUGGUGGAGCCUCAAUCCUGGCCACAGCAGCCAACCUCCUGCGCCACUACCCUACGGAGGAAGAGGAGCAGGCAUUGGAGCUGCUUUCUGAGAUGGAGGAGAAUGAGCCCUACCCAGCAGAGUAUGAGGUCAUCAACCAAUUCCAGCCGCCCCCCGCCUACACACCCUAAUGCCAACCAUGGGCUCGCUUCCUCGGCAGCCCCUCCCCCAAUUCUACAGCUCCUUUCACACCCAGAGGAGCUCUUUUCCCCAGCAGGCCUCACUGGUAGGAUCCUGACCAUCUUCACCAAAUCUUCCCCAGGAGAGCUUCUGCCUUUAGGGUUCUCCAUGUAUCCCUGCUCUCAAAACCUGGGGCUCAUCAAUUUUAUAUAAUGCACUGUUGCCCCUCCUGUCACCUUCUGCCCUUUCAUGUUCACUCGUCAUUACCAACCAGGGAUGGUCAUACAAGUUUUCUCCCCUCGUGGGCCAUAUCUUUGGGACUGAGACUUUUCUUGGGGAGCUGCUGAUAGUGAACAGUCCCAGAUAGAAGAAGUAUCAGCAGAGCCCAAGGGAAAGGGGACUGUACCCUGCAAUCUCACUUCACAAGGAUCAACGUUUGUUCCACGGCUGUAGCUCUGGGCUGACAUACCCUCCCCCCACCCCCCAUUUCUUCUUGGAGUGCCCCAGUACCGGGCUGCCCAUUCCGUGGAAUUCUCUGCACUUUAGUCUUUGGACUUGUCCUCACAUGUGUUCUGGUCUUAUGGGGAGAAGGAAUUGCUGUUGGGAAAGCAGAGCAGUCACUCUCCUGCCCUGCCUUUGCUUCAUGUGGCUGGAGCCCAGGCAAGGAGAGCAGAACCUGGUAUGAGACUGAGGCCUCCUGGUGCCUAUAAAGGAUCAGAGUGGAGGGGACCACAUCCCUUACCCCCUUCACCUUUUAAAAUUUGAGUGGUUUUAAACGGAACAGAUAAAACCAAGCAACAGCAAUAUUCUCUUUUUAACAUAGGGACAAGGCUGUUGUCAUUUUUCAGAAAUGUAUCCCAUUCCCUUUAGCUCUGCAAUAUUUUUGCCCAUAGCUCCUUCCAAGUUCCUCCCUGAGUCUCCAGCAGAAUGCAGCCUCUCUUCCCUUGCUCCUUCUCUCCAAUUACUGUGGCUCCCUGGGGCCUUCCUGUGGAACCCAGAGCUACAUGGCCCCUGAGGGGCUGAGGACUGUGGCCUGGCAGGCGGGCCAGCGUGGUGCUCCUCAGGACUGCGGCACUGAGAUAUAACCUGGCCUCAGUUUAGGAACAGAGGCCACAGCAGGGCAUGAACCCACCACUCUCCACAUAGGAAUUUAAAACCAGUGGGGCCCCAUCAUGUGAGGUGUCAGAACCACCUUGUAAGACUAGCAGGCCUGGAGGUAUCCUUCAGACUCAGCCUGUCCCCUAGACUGUGGCUUGGGGCUACAGCUGGCUACGUGCCCCUCUCCCUUGAAUGUACUCUGGUCUUGCUGUGUGCUGUUGGCUCUUUUUUGCCUGGCCAUCACUCUAGCUACCCUGUUUGCUUUGAAUCUGGCUGAAUGUUCUACCCUGAGAUCUGGGGCAUAAAAUGGGCAAAACUUGAGAGAGCUUCAGUGUGGAUCCAGGUGGCCACGCUGUCCUUGUUAAAUUACUAGCUCCUUUGGAAUCACUGUUCAGAGCAGAGCUGAAAAGGAGAUGGAUUUGAAUUUCCACCCACCCUUAAGGUGAUAGACAAUUUGAGCAAGACUGGAGAAUGGACACUGAUACUGAGCUGUGGCUACACAGUGACUGUCAUGUCCCUAUACAUCUUUGGCCAGAUUGACUGGGAUGUCUGGACAGAUGCCUGUGUGGGUGGUGAAGACCACAUCUACACACGAGUAAGUCUUGGAGUUCACUUCUGUGAUGUCAAAGUGUGUCCCAAGGUGACUCUUCCACUCUUCCAGACUCCUCUCUUAGGCAACAAAGGCUGCUGAUUGAUACCUGAGCACAAAGCCAAGGAGCUGAAUUCAUUCUGUCUUUCUGUAAAGUCCUGAGUUUGUUAUUGGCAGAUUUCCCUGGUAUGGCCAGCUUUUUCCAACCAUGGGCAUCUGAGUAGGCAGACCAGAAGACUGGUCACCGAACACGCAUGCCAAAGUGACUGGUCAUCUCAUGAGGACUUGGACAUGACCCUGUGGACCAUUCUGUGUGAUUCAGAACCCAUUUUUUAUUAGCUUCCCAUGCCUUUGGUCUUUCUUUCUCUUUUCCCCUGCCAUCCUGACACUAAUAGUUUGUCAAUAUAAAUUCCCCUGGUUGUAUUUUUUUUUUCUAGGAAAAAAAUUAAAAAGCAAAACAAAACGAAAAAACCAGAAACCACCACAAAUAAGAAUGUAAA
Cynocephalus volans (Philippine flying lemur) is the source of this 3084-nucleotide messenger RNA. It is a transcript of the gene TMEM127, whose product is annotated as transmembrane protein 127. Gene Ontology annotation, cellular component: membrane. Bases 192 to 908 code for a protein of 238 amino acids. The transcript has 4 exons. The record is from RefSeq and is a predicted model, not a curated record. Lineage: Eukaryota; Metazoa; Chordata; Mammalia; Dermoptera; Cynocephalidae. Gene Ontology annotation, biological process: negative regulation of TOR signaling; negative regulation of cell population proliferation.